Messenger RNA from Gavialis gangeticus (Gharial), 1826 nucleotides. RefSeq names its product ankyrin repeat and SOCS box containing 11 (gene ASB11). Bases 1 to 969 code for a protein of 322 amino acids. The record is from RefSeq and is a predicted model, not a curated record. NCBI's taxonomy places the organism in Eukaryota, Metazoa, Chordata, Crocodylia, Gavialidae. Gene Ontology annotation, molecular function: protein binding. The transcript is spliced from 7 exons. Gene Ontology annotation, biological process: protein ubiquitination; positive regulation of protein catabolic process; intracellular signal transduction.
AUGGAGGGCAGUUCUAUACUCCAUGCUUUUAAUAAUAUUUAUUUUGCAAUCUUUGCUUUGUUUUGUUUCAAACUUUUAAUUAAGAUUUCCUUGGCUCUGCUGACCCAUUUCUAUAUUGUUAAAGGCAACAGAAAAGAAGCUGCCAGGAUAGCAGAAGAGAUCUAUGGAAUAGUACCAGGCUCAUGGGCGGAUCGAUCACCUCUUCAUGAAGCUGCAUUCCAAGGGCGCCUCUUAUCUUUGAAAACCUUGAUUGCACAGGGAUUCAAUGUGAACCUUGUGACAAUAGACCGAGUUUCUGCUCUCCAUGAGGCCUGCCUUGGUGGCCAUGUUGCUUGUGCAAAAGUUUUACUGGAGAAUGGCGCUCGAGUCAAUGCAGUCACUGUUGAUGGGAUCACUCCUCUAUUUAAUGCCUGCUGCAGUGGCAGUGCGGCUUGUGUCAACAUGCUGCUUGAAUUUGGAGCCAAGGCACAGCUAGGGAAUCAUCUUGCUUCACCCAUUCAUGAAGCAGUAAAGAGAGGUCACAGAGAGUGUAUGGAAAUUCUGUUGGCUAAUGAUGUUGAUAUUGACCAAGACGAUUCUCAGCAUGGAACACCACUCUACAUGGCCUGCACGUAUCAAAGGAUAGACUGUGUCAAGAAGCUUCUAGAAUUAGGAGCCAAUGUUGACUUGGGUAAAGGAUUGGACACCCCACUUCAUGCUGCAGCUAGGAAAUCCAGUGCAGACGUUAUUAACUUGUUAACGGAUUAUGGUGCUAGCUUGAAGUGCAGGAAUGCUGAAUUCAAAUGUGCCCUUGAACUUGCAGCCCCCAAUAGCAAAGUGGAACAGGCACUUUUGCUUCGGGAAGGUCCUGCCAGCCUUGCCCAGCUGUGUCGGCUGUGUAUCAGAAAAUGUCUGGGCCGAUCGUGUCUUUAUGCAGUGCAAAGACUUCUACUUCCUAAACCACUUGAAACAUUUAUUUUAUAUCGGUAACUCUAUGACUGUCUACAGGCUGAUUUUAAACAGGAGGAAUGCAUGGUUGUUUUACCCUGAACAAGCCAUGAUGAAAACAAAGACAUCACUUACUGUUUACUAAAGGUCCCAAACCACUAGCUGUUGAUAUAACAAUACUUCCCUUCAUACUCCUAUAUGUUGAUGCCCAUCAAGACAUUUUUCUGUAGCACAUUAGAUGAUACCAUAGAAAUGGCACCUUCAUACCUUGGUGGUAAAUCCUACUUGCAGAGGUGUAACAGGGAAGCUCUGUGCCCUGGGCAGCCUCAGUACAUGAAGUAGUGUGGCUCCUGUUGCACCAAAUGGUGGCAGGAUAGCCAGCUGUUGCUUUAGCAGCAGCAGCUAUGUUUGAACCCAUUCCCUCCCACCCCAGUUAUACUACUGUCUAAUGAUGUUGUUUUACAGAUUUGAAAUAUACAAAUGGCUGAUUUUCUAGGGAGAUGUGUGUGUUGAUACACAUACGCCUUCUGCCUUAAAUGUAGUCCAGUUAAAUCAGCCUACCCACCUCUCAUGUUUCAUGGUCAGCAAAAGUAUGCAUGGGUUUCAAGCUCUUGGGAGUUCAUUAAAAUCUCACUGUAAAAUGGCAGAAGGGCAGAGGUGUCCAUUCAGAUUGGGUGUUUGUCCCCUAUGCUUUCUACUUGUUGGAUGUUGGUGACAGCUGGGGGAUUUGUAAGCUCUUUUUUACCUAGGAUGUAAUUACCUUGUGGAACUCUUUUUGCCACAAGGUGUUGCAGAGGUUGAUUCAUUCACCUACGCCCAAAAGAGGAUCAGACAAAUUCAUACAAGAUUAGGAAUAAUAGGAUCAUAGGAAAGUAGAGCUGGAGAAGACUUCAAAGGUC